CUGCUGCAGCAGAGAGGAGAGGAGCGCGGAGGAGACAACACACUGGACAGUUCUGAGGUGCUGGCCGGGCUCAUUGGAGUCAUCCUCUCCUCCGAACACACUUCAGGACGACAUUACCGUUUACUGACAGCACACAGAGCGAACAUUUUAAGAACAGACCGUGCCAGUCCUGUGCUGGGCCGAUUUUAUAUAGCCCAAAAAAAAAAACGCAGUUUAGGGGCGGCAUCAGACCAAUCACAGUAACAGUAACACUUCCAGCUCACCUCGCCUGGAGAUGGAGGUCCGCCUUUAAGGGCUCGGGGUAACCCGACUCGGCCAGAAUUUCGCCAAAAUUACGACGGGAAUCAAGUACAGCUGCCUGUCUCCCGGCAACGGGGCAGACCACCGGCCGCUCGUCAUGUCUCGUGCCAAGGAGCGGCUGAAAGGCGGGAAUGAGACCAAGGACAGCGUCACUCUGCUGCCGUGCUUUUAUUUUGUAGAGCUCCCGAUCCUGGCCUCUUCUGUCGUCAGUCUUUAUUUCCUGGAGCUGACUGAUAUUUUCCAGCCGGUGCAUUCUGGGUACACUUGUAAUGACCGCAGUCUAUCACUGCCCUACAUCCUCCCCAGGCAGGAAGUGUGCCCACUGCCUUUGCUCUUCAGCUUGACAUUCGCUGCUCCCACUGCAACCAUUCUGAUAGGAGAGGCCAUUCUGUACUGCUAUCUAUCCAGGAGGUCAUCGACCACUGAGGCCAACAUCAACGCUGCAGGCUGUAAUUUCAACUCCUACAUUCGCAGAGCUGUACGCUUCAUAGGUGUCCACAUCUUUGGCUUGUGUGUAACAGCACUGAUCACUGAUAUUCUCCAGCUGUCCACUGGUCAGCACACUCCCUACUGGUUGGAUGUGUGUAAACCCAAUUUGACCCACAUUAACAUGUCCACUUGUGAUGAAGCUUUUAUUCUCGAGGAUAUCUGCUCUGGACAGGACACUGGGCUCAUAAAUGCUGGGAGGAAGUCUUUCCCCUCUCAGCAUGCAACUCUGGCUGCCUUUGCUGCUGUCUACAUCUCAAUGUACUUCAACACAGUGCUGACAGACUCGGCCAAGCUGCUGAAGCCUCUCCUGGUCUUCUCUUUUGUCAUGCUGGCCAUCCUGGCUGGGUUAACCAGGAUCAUCCAGUUCAGAAACCAUCCUGUUGAUGUCUACUGUGGAUGGUUAUUGGGAGCUGCCAUCGCCAUUUAUCUGGGUGUGUACGCAGUGGGGAAUUUCCAGCCCAGUGAGGAUCGGUCCAGAAGUCAACCACCUCCCCCCACCCUGAGAGAGCCCCCCCUCUCCUCCCUACCCAAUGUCAGCCAAUCAGCAAUUAGCAACAGUCACCAAGGUCACCACACCCUGGCUCCCAGCCAACCUGAGCCCAUCAUCACUAGGACCUCAUCUCAUACCCUGUCCCCCAACCGACCAGAGCCCAUACUGACGCGAAGUUCCUCCUAUCGAGAGCCCUCUAUGUCUAUGAAGAGAGCCAGUGCAGAAGUGGAGGCAAUAACUCCAUCCAGUCCUCUGGGUAACCAUGACAACAUGACCUUCAGCAGCAGCACACUGCCCAGGUCCCACGGAGGUUCCUCACUUGACGAGGGGCGAAUUCCUCGACGUCACGCCUCCAUCCACGCGUCAAUGGACUCAACCCGAUCCAAACAGCUGCUCAGCCAAUGGAAGAAUAAGAAUGACAACAGGAAGCUGUCCCUGCAGGUGAUGGAUGGAAUAAGACCAACGUCUUCCUCAUCUCCACAGAGGAAUAUGGAGCUGCGCUGCUCCUCUGAGCCUUCUGCCAUGGGCCUGGAGGCAGAGCUCCGCGGAGGAACACACCUGCCUUCAGUCACUGGUCAGGAAACAGAGCUGCGUUCUGGGGUCCCCAUCCCAGUUCAGUACAUGAAGCUGGCAGCAAGCUCAGUUCCCAUGGUCAGUCAUAAUCACCUGGCCCUUAAUGGCAGCACCGGAUUGGCUGGUGGGGCCAGAGUGUCUAUCCAAUCCCGGCCUGGUUCCUCCCAGCUGGUUCACAUUCCUGAGGAGGAAAACCUCACCAGCAGGGAUCAGGAGAGUGAAUCAGAGGACAGCAUUAUGGACGGCGGCGGGUCAGUGAGAGAAAAGUGGCUGAGAGUGGCGGAGAAGACCACCAUCCCCUGCAGGCCACUCAGUGCAGGAGGACAGCCCCGUCUGAUGCAGGUGAUAGCCUUAUCCAAACAGCAGGGUUUGCUUCACUCUCCUCGCUCAGAGGAUGGUGGCAGUACCGUCAGCUGCACAGGAUCCAUUCGGUACCGAGCCCUCACAGACCAGGACCCUUCACCACCGGCCUCCACCACUGGAGCUGUGGGAGGAGGAGGGGGAGGUUUGGAAAGAAGUGGCAGUAUAGUCCGUGUUGAAGCCCACCCAGAGUCCAGAUCACAUAAACCUGUGGUGAAACCUCCAAGCACUGACGGGAGCGGCUCCUGGAGAUGGAAACCACCAGAUCAACGAGCUUCACUCCGACAGUCAACUUUCACCCUUAAUGACCUGAACAGACAUACAGACAGCUGUGAUUCGCUGAGGGAUGGAGGUUCAUUGGAUGGGCGGAGGAGCGUGACAGGGACCGAGACAGAGAGUGAAGGGGGAGAUGGAGGGGGUGGAGGAGGAGGAGGAGGGAGUGUAUACAUAAACCAUCCACAUAUCAUACACCCUUUACAUCCCUUACAUCCCAAUAACCCCAACAACUUCCAGCACCCCAGCUUUAACCCCAACAAUCCCAAUAACCCUAACAAUUUCCAGCACCCCAACUUUAACCCCAACAAUCCCAGUAGCCUCCAGAACCCCAACUUUAACCCCAACAAUCCCAACAACUUCCAGAACCCCAACUUUAAUCCCAACAAUCCCAACAACUUCCAGAACCCCAACUUUAACCCCAACAAUCCCAAUAACCCUAACAACUUCCAGCACCCCAACAAUCCCAAUAACCCCAACUUUAACAAUGCUCAUGUUAACUUCAACCCCAACUCUGUCAACUCCAACAUGCCAUUCACCCCCACUGUCACUUUUGCUCCUCCCUUCCACCCCCACCCUCAGGCCAUUACCACCAUAAGAGUCACACCAGUGGAGGGAACGGCUGCCAGCAGUGAUGGCGGCUCAGACUGCCAGUCUGUCGCCUCAUCCAGCCGUGAGUCGACGUUGAGAAGGAAGAGUGGCUCCCACACUGUCCACAUGCCUGAUCGAGGGCCCACCCCCGAGCUUGACAACAACCACCGCCUGUGUGACGACAGCAACCGCCUCGACAACGAAAGCAGCAACCGUUUCCAUGAAAAUCUUCGAAGUUUUCAAGAAAACCCCAUCCAUCCCAUGCACUCCAACCAUCCCAACAGGCAGGUGAUGUUUGGCCGUCCGAGCCCAACCCCUCCCCCCACCUUACCCCGCCCCAUUCUGACUCACACUCCACCUCCUACUCUGGGGUUGGCCUAUAAAGAAUGAUGCACUCUGUGUUCAGUUCAUCCAUCAACACCUGUGGUACAAAUGUCCACUACCUUCACUGGAGAUGCUACUUUGUCCAAACAGAACAUCAGACAGGGAUAAAAUUGAAAGGAAAAUCUGUCUACCACCCAGGGUCAGUAAUAAGGGGAUGGCCACAGAGAGUCUCUCACCUGACCAAUCAGGGCACAAUUCAGCUAACUGUGUAUCCAGAGCAUCCCAGCUGGUUUAGUUACCAACCAGAUAAAUGUUGUGUCUUAUUAAGAGGCGUUCUGUAGGCUUUUUUAAAACCUACCAGCAAUAGGUUCAUGAUUCACUUUGGGUCGCAAGCCAUAGAGAGUUCAAACACAACUAGCCCUGCCCCACCACCUCCAGCUGGUCAGUAAGAGAGGACUAUAGUCAUGGUCCUGUAUGUGAGGGAACACUGAUUCAAUCUUUUCCCUUGUUUUGUUUUUUUAAUAUCCUGUUCUGCUGGAUACACCAGUCAUUCUUUUGUAAACGUAAUAAUCUGAGCACACAAAUACAAUGGGCUAAAUAAAAUGCUGACGCAAUCAGAGGGAGAGACUCAGUCGCCUUAGUAUGUCCCAUCGCUCCCUGUCCUCUGACUGCUGGGUCAGCUGUAAAUGGGAUCACACUCUUAUUACAAUAUUUAUACAUGCAGUAUAUUCUCAUUCUGUGGUCAAACACAGGUAAUGGUAUAUAAACAUAACUGUAUAUUCAUUUGCAUUUGGAGCCCAUAACUCUGCUGUGUUUGUACAUAUGAAUGUGGGUGUCCACUGUGGCUCUUCAUUGUGUCUGGGCUACACCAAGUCCCAUUGGGGCCAUAACAGUAUCUCUUAGUUCACGGUGGUAUUGUGUUUGUGUUGGAUAAGAACAAUAUGAUGGGGCAAACAUUGUGUUUAAAUAUAUUUUUCUUUUUAACAUGCUGUGUUUUAAUAAUGUGCAGUAUGUGAAUUAUCUUACUGUGUAGUAGCUGUACUGUUCACAUGCAGCCUGUAAUUCAUCUCAAAACUUAGACAUACAUCCUAAAAUGGAAGGAAGUCCAGUAUUUGUUUUUCUUUGGUUCAUUUUAUAAUCUCAUCAUGGCUCCCAUUGUGUUUGUGAUUGCAGUUGAGUUUAAGGGCAGCUAUUGGGGAAAAUAAGUCUGAUAUUCUCAGAACAAAGUCAGAAUUAUUGGAGAAAAAGGUUACAAGAGAGGGAAAAUGACAAACAAUAAAUCAAUUAACAACACAAUACACACGGAUAAGAAUAGUUAAGAAAGUUGUAAUUUUUACAAUAUCAAGGUCAAUGACAAGGUUUGUAAUUUUUUAAAAAGGGCAUAAUAUUGUAAUAUAUUAUAUUAAAAUAUAAAGUGCAAUUGUAAAAGUAAGUGCAAUAUUAAAAUAAUAAAGUCCUACAUUACAAAAAGA
This is a messenger RNA of Acanthopagrus latus (yellowfin seabream), 4872 nucleotides long. Its product is annotated as 2-lysophosphatidate phosphatase PLPPR4-like. Bases 398 to 3466 code for a protein of 1022 amino acids. The record is from RefSeq and is a predicted model, not a curated record. The transcript is spliced from 11 exons. Gene Ontology annotation, biological process: axonogenesis; phospholipid dephosphorylation; phospholipid metabolic process. NCBI's taxonomy places the organism in Eukaryota, Metazoa, Chordata, Actinopteri, Spariformes, Sparidae. Gene Ontology annotation, molecular function: phosphatidate phosphatase activity.